AUGGCACGCACAAAGAAACCCAGACGCCCUAAUAUUCGAAAGUACAAGUCCUAUGAUCACGAGGCUAUGCAAAAAGCUCUGCAAGCAGUUAGAAAUGGUGACAGUUUUAAGGCAACCGCUCAACGUUAUGGCAUAAACCGGACUACUUUAAUGAACCAUUUUAAAGGAUUUAAGUGUAAAGCUGUUGGACAUCCUACAGUUUUAACCUAUGAAGAAGAGGAAAUGUUGGUGCAUACGUUAGUUAAGCUUGGCGUGCAAGACUACGUGCAAAAACUUGAUCGACCGAAUCCGUUCCGCAAUGGAAUGCAAGGUAUUGAUUGGUGCAUGAUGUUCGAAAAAAGAUGGUCUAAAGAAAUAAGUAGACGAGUGGCUCAAAAUCUUCCCAAGAAUAGAGCUGUAGCGGGGUCACGGGAGGUAAUGGAAGAUUGUUAUAAUAAAUUGCAAGCUGUCUAUUCGCAUUUCGGUUUGGAUAAAAAGCCACAGAACAUCUUUAACUGUGAUGAGAUUGGUUUUCAAACCGAUGCAGGUGUCCAGAAAGUGUUGUGCAAAAGGGGUAGCCGAAAUCCAAACAAAUUAGUCGGUAGCGUCACAAAAGCUACGUACACGGUCCUUAUAUGUUGCAAUGCUGUUGGAGACUUCUUACCAAUGUUUAUCAACUACAAAGGACUUCACCUGUAUUCCACUUGGUGCGUGGACGGACCGGAGAAUUGUCGUUAUAAUUGUUCACCGUCUGGUUGGAUGGAGUCCCUUCAGUUUUUUGAUUGGUAUACUAACUGUUUUAUUCCUUCAACUUCAGAUUUACAGGGUACUAAGCUUCUUAUUUUCGAUGGGCAUAACUCACAUUUAUCUUUGGACUUGGUUGAAACAGCCGCAAAACAUAAUAUCGAAAUAUUCUGUUUACCAGAUCACACGUCCUAUUUAGUUCAGCCUCUAGAUGUUGGUGUUUACAAAUCGGUUAAGGCGUCUUGGAAAAAAAUACUUCGAGAUUUUUAUCAAGAAUCGUGUUAUAAAAAUGUCGAUAAAAUUGUAUUCCCUUCUUUAAUGAAAAAAUUGGCCAACACUCCAAGUUUGUCCAGAAGUAACGCGGUAGGUGGCUUUGAUGGGUCGGGCAUUUACCCUUUGUCUUUAGAAAAAAUGACAAAAAAAUCUCAGAUGGCACACAUUGUUAACGGUGAGGAUUCUGCUCAGAUGCCAUCCACAUCUUCUGGGGACUCAGGCGAAAAUGGCCAAUUGCGUCGACAUCUUACAACAUAA
Messenger RNA from Anoplophora glabripennis (Asian longhorned beetle), 1254 nucleotides. RefSeq lists its product as uncharacterized. Gene Ontology annotation, molecular function: DNA binding. The record is from RefSeq and is a predicted model, not a curated record. The transcript has a single exon. Gene Ontology annotation, cellular component: nucleus. Bases 1 to 1254 code for a protein of 417 amino acids. NCBI's taxonomy places the organism in Eukaryota, Metazoa, Arthropoda, Insecta, Coleoptera, Cerambycidae.